Molecule: messenger RNA, 5743 nt
Organism: Oryzias latipes (Japanese medaka)
Lineage: Eukaryota; Metazoa; Chordata; Actinopteri; Beloniformes; Adrianichthyidae
Gene: plekhh1
Product: pleckstrin homology domain containing, family H (with MyTH4 domain) member 1
Cellular component (GO): cytoskeleton
Source: RefSeq, a predicted model, not a curated record
GUAAUAAACUAACGAGAGUAAAGAUGCUGCCUAAGGGUUGGACGUCAGUUCUCGCACUUGGUGUCUUCUGGUCGUUGAUAAAAAGCGAUGGGGAGUGGGGGUGGGGGGUCCUCGGUUUAACACCAGACGUGGCUGAAGAUCCAGAAACGGAGGAGAUGAAAUUUCAGAAGGUUUCAGUCGGAAUAGAGAUCCGCUUUCAGACUUUUUCUGUUUGUGCGCCUCAGCACCCCCCCCCCCCAACCCCCGGCCCCCCAGCCCAGGACCGCCCCAAUGCAAUAUCCUGCUCCUGCGCAGGGGGGGCGGGGGGGAACCUGAUCCCGCGUCCAGCCCUUUAAAGGGACGCGGCGGACCUCCGCGCGCAGACCGGAGCGGCGCAGAUGAAUGAAGCUUCCGCCAGCCGCACCGGGGAGGGGGGGCUCGUCCGAAGAGUCUUCGCCAUGACCGACGCCAUGAAGAGCAGCGCUGCGGCUUCUGCAGCGGCGCCCCCGGUGGACUGGCAGAAGCGCUGCGUCUCUCUGGAGAUGCAGCUGCUGAGGUUCCGGCUGCAGGCGGGAAAGAUCCGGGAGCUGCUGGCAGAGAAGAUGCAGGAUCUGGAGCAGAGGGUGACGGAGGCUGACCAGAGGGCGGACCGUGCAGAGAAACAGAUCCAUAUGAUGGAGGAGAAGCUGAAGUCUGCAAACAUACAGACCAGUGAGUGUGAGAGCUCGCUGUUCAGGAAGUACCAGGACCUGAGCAGCAGGGUCCAGGAGAAGGAGGCUCUUAUCCAGAGGCUGGAGAUGCAGCUGGAGAAGCAGGUCUUAGCCAGAGCCCAGGAGGCCAAAAUAAUCGAGGAGAAGGCUGCAAAGAUCAAAGACUGGGUCACCUUGAAGCUUAAAGAGAUGGAGGAGGAGAACCAGCAGCUGAAAACGGUUAACCUGAAGCAGACGGAACAGAUCCUGCAGCUGCAAGAGAAACUGCAGACUCUUUUGGAGAAACCUGGAUCUCCUGGAGUGAAAGAUGCUUCUCUGGCUCCCAGCACCACCCAGGAUGAGGGAGGGACCUCCAGCAUCAGGACCAUGGCAACAGAUCUGAGGAAGUCACCAGAAUUGGUCCCCAAAAGCUCGUGUCUCUGGGAUUUCUCUGUCCAUGAGCCUCUGGUUCGUGGAGGACGUUCUCCCAGCAGUGGACCGGAGCUCCAGGAGAGCCCUGAGAACCUGACGGGGAACCUGGACAGAGACAACUCCUCUGAAGAACUCAACAGGAAGUUCUCCUCCCAGUGCCUUCACUCCUCCUCCUCCUCUUCAUCUUCAUCCUCUGCUAACGAGAUGGCUCAUGCACCGAGCUCAGCAGGCUCCGCCCUCAGAGUGACGCCCAAAAGCCCACUUCUGUCCCGCUCCCCAUCCAACAAGAACUCCUUUCCCUGCCUCCCCCAGCCAUCGGCCCCGCCCCCGGGCGCCAGCAUGACGCUGCCCAAAGUGCGGACUCCGCUCACGCCCAGAGACAGCAUCCAGCUGGUCAAGAAGCACCGCAGCCAGCCGCAGCCCGGCCUGGACCGACUCCCCCACCUCAACGUGGACGUCCACGUCACGGCGCCGUCCUCCGCCUCCUCCACCCUGAAGAGCACAGGCACCGCCUCCCCUUUCUCUCAGCUCGUGGAAGAAACCGACAUUGAUGACGAGCCCCCCGACAGCACUGAGGGAGGGGGGUGGGGGGCGCACUCCGAGGUCCUGCCUCAGGAGGGGGUUUCCUUCGCGGGGCUUUCAGAAGACCUGGAGAAGGAGGAUCCAGAGGUUCUGAAGCCGCCAACUCCUCCUCUGCACCGCUUCCCAUCCUGGGAGAGCCGGAUUUACGCUGUGGCCAAGGCGGGGAUGAGGGUGUCGGAGGCGGGACGAGGGUCCGGCAUGCCCCAGUGGCCAGUGGCUCCUCCCACCCCGCUCGUUUAUAAGAACAUCAAGGUUCCGGUCUACACCACACUGAAGGGGAAAGCCACCCAGAUCAGCAGCACGCCUCUGCCCGACGACGAGUCCGGCUCAGAGGACGACAGCAGCUCGCUGGCCAGUUCACGCACGUCCAUCCUGAGCCCCGACAGGAAAGGCAGCGUUCCCGGAAGCCCCCGCGCCGUCAAGAGAGGCGUGUCCGUGUCAUCCUUCAGCUCUGAGAGCGACUACGCCAUUCCUCCGGACGCCUGCUCGCUGGACAGCGACCACUCUGAGCCGGAGCAGAAGGUGCAGCGCACCUCCUCGUACUCCUGCGAGAGCAUCAACCUUGAGGCUCUGGAAAAGUCCGGCUACCUGCUGAAGAUGAGCAGCCAGGUGAAGGCCUGGAAACGUCGCUGGUUCAUCCUCAGGAACGGAGAAAUCCUCUACUAUAAGUCUCCGAGCGACGUGAUCCGGAAACCUCAGGGGCAGAUUGAGCUGAACUCUUCCUGUGGUUUAGUUCACGGCGAGGGAGCGAAGACUUUUCAGCUGAUCACAGAAAAGAAGAGCUACUUUCUGACCGCCGACUCGCCCAACAUUCUGGAGGAGUGGAUUCGAGUUCUGCAGAACAUUCUGAAGGUCCAGGCCUGCAGCCCCGUUUCUACGGCGACCGGCGGGAAGCCCACAAUGAGAGGAUGGCUCACAAAGGUCAAACAUGGACACUCAAAGCUGGUCUGGUGUUCUUUGGUUGGAAAAGUGUUCUUCUACUAUCGGAACCAGGAAGACAAGCUGCCGCUGGGUCAGCUGCAGGCCUCGGAGGCGUCGGUGCAGGAGGUGGACCGCUCGUGCGACUCGGACGAGGACUACGAGGCGGGCGGGCGAGGGUUCCUGUCCUCCCACUGCACCCUGGUGGUCCAGCCCAGAGAGCAGAGCCCCACAUAUCUGCUCAUCGGCACCAAGCAGGAGAAGGACGCCUGGCUGUACCACCUGACCGUGGCCGCCGGCUGCGGCGCCAACUUCCGCGUGGGCACAGAGUACGAGCAGCUGAUUGGGAAGCUGCUGGACGCAGACGGAGACCCGGACUCGCCGCUGUGGACGAGCGACGCCCUGAGUUUCAGUAAGGAGGGUCUGCGCUCGCCGCUCACCACGCUGCCGUCCGAAGCGCUGCAGACCGAAGCCCUCAAGCUCUUUAAGUCGUGUCAGCUCUUCAUCAACGUUCUGGUGGAGUCUCCAUCCGUGGACUACCACACCUCGCUGGCCCAGAAUGCCUUGCAGGUGUGCCUGACCCACCCGGAGCUGCAGAAUGAAAUGUACUGCCAGCUGAUCAAACAGACGCACCGCCGGACGCCGCACAACCAUUCGCUCACGCAGGUCAGCCGCGGCGCAGAGUUCAGAGCCGACGCUCCGGCCUGCAGCCAACUCCUGUCCGUCUCCCAACAGUGCUGGCAGCUGCUGUCCCUGUGCGCGGCGCUGUUCCUCCCCCAGCAGCACUUCCUCUGGUACCUCAGGGAGUACCUGCAGCUCAACGCCGACACCAGGACUGAGGUGGGGAAGUAUGCCGUUUACUGCCAGCGCUCUCUGGAGCGGACGCUGCAGAACGGCGAGCGGGAAGCCAGGCCGUCGCGCAUGGAGAUCAUCUCCAUCCUGCUGAGGAACCCGUAUCACCACUCGCUGCCGUUCAGCAUCCCGGUCCACUUCAUGAACAACACGUACCAGGUGGUGGGCUUCGACGGAUCCACCAUCGUGGAGGAGUUCCUCAACACUCUGAACCAGCGCAUCGCCAUGAGGAAGCCGCAGCUGACGGGGUUCGCCCUCGUCACCGACGAUCCGUCCGGAAAAGACCUGGAGCACUGCCUGCAGCCGACGGACAAGAUCUGUGAUGUGAUUUCCAAGUGGGAGCAGGCGCUGAAAGAGAUGCACCCUGGGAAAAAUGAAGGCACGCGGAUUGUCCGACUCACCUGCAAAAAGAGGCUGUUUUUCAGGUCGCAGGUGAAGGGGGAGACGGAGCGAGAGCGCCUCCUGCUGGCGUACCAGGUGAAUGCAGACGUGCAGCAGGGCCGCUUCCCCGUGAACAAAGAGCUGGCUCUGGAGGUGGCGGCCCUCAUGGCAAAGGUUGAACACGGGGAUCUGGAACGCCCAGGUGUCUCCGCCUCCUCAGGUUCUCCCAGACCUCAGCUGCUUCUUCUGCAGGUUCUGGAGCGGUUCUACCCCAAACCCUACAGGCAGCACUGCAGCGCGGAGCAGCUCAGGGAGCUGUCGGAGCGUCUGGCAGUGAAGUGGUCGUCGCUGCGCGGCUGCAGCGCCUCGGAGUGCGUCCGGAUUUACCUGACGGUGGCACGAAAGUGGCCCCUGUUUGGAGCCAAACUCUUCAGUGCAAAGCCUUCCCCCCCCUCCCUUUUCGAGCAGAGCCAGGUGUGGCUGGCGGUGGGGGAGGACGGGUUGUGUGUGCUGGACCCCACCAUGCACACCCUGGUGUCAUACCCCUACCUGUCGGUGAUCACGUUCGGCGGCUGUCGUGAUGAUUUCAUGGUGGUCACGACUCAGCGGAGGGAACCUGGCGGGGGAAAGAAGAUAGCAGAGAAGCUCAUCUUUGCGAUGCCUAAACCAAAGGUGCUGGAGCUGACGUUACUCAUGGCCAGCUACAUCAACCAUUUGAACCUCAGCGCCCCGCCCGCCUCCCACCAGCCUCUCAGCCAAUGGGAUGGAGACAGCAGGCUCUUCUCCAGCACCAACGGCCCCACACUGCUGUGAGAGACCGCACAGGACGGACCAGGGAGCAGUCCUGGGCCCUGACGCACAGAGAUUCCUCUGCUUCCUGUCAACCCUCUGAUGUUCUGAGGAUCAUGGCGUCCUCAGCAUCUCACAGUCUGUCUCAGAUUGGAGAGGCUCCGCCCAUCUGCUGCUCUCAGAGACUCGGCCUGCUUUCAUCAGUGGACGUUCUCCCAGCUGAAUCUUCAGAACAAUGUUCUGCUCUGAGACCUGCAGCAGCUUUGGAAUGAGCUCCCUUAAGAUCCAAGUUCUCAUUGAAACCUGUCCUGAUGACAGGAAAAGAUCGAAUCUUAGUUGAAAUGUUUUGUCAAAUUCUAUCCAGAUGUUUCUGGAAUUUGUCUUUAAUCUACAGAUUUAUAACUUUACGACACUAAAGUGAAUGCUUAGGGGCUGAAAGGUAAACGUUGGUGGAGGAACAGCAGAUUUCUUUGCUUAAAGCUGAAUUUUCCAUCGUUGUUUACAGAUAACUGAUGCUUCAGUUCUAACCUUAACAUCUUUAAUUCCUCCAGAUGUUUUUCAAAAACCUGUUUCAUUUAGUUUUGCUGCAUUGGUAAAAUGUCAUGAGUUUUGUUUGAUCUCCUGAAAUGAACCAGAAAACUGACUGUUAAUGUUGUGGAUGGUUCUGACGGGUCGACUCUAACCGAUGUGAACCUGCAGCCUCUUGAAGAACCGCUCAGCAUCAGCAGCUCACAGCUAACUGUGUUUGGAUGACUUGAACAGAAACGGAUAAACCACUAAGUCACCUCUUAAUUUAUGUGGCCACUGUGGGACGCCUGCAGGAUCCAGCGCUCCGGAUCGCUGCCAGUCUUUGUGGUUCAGGUGACUGCUGAGGUGUGCUGCACAUGCUAAAGCGUGCCUUUUUCAUGUUUUAUUAAAGGGAAAUGUUUCUUGUUUCACCCAAAUGUUUUGUGAAAACCACUUUCUCCCCCUGUUUAGUUUUGACGUCUCUAGUUUAGACACAACCUUGAGCUGAAACUGCCUCCUUUCCCAGCGUUGGUUAACGUGUUGCUGUGAAAACCUGACGCUCUCUGCAGAUAAACAAAUGUAAACGCUUUUUAAAAUAAAGUAUUGAUAGAUGG